AUGACUCCUACAAAUCUCAAAGUUUCGAAUGAUACUGAAUUGCAUAAAACAUCUUUUGAUCAAGAACAUAAAAGUGAGAAGAAUCAUGAAAUACCAAAGCAGGAGACAUCCCAGGAAGAUGACACAAGCGUCGCAGAAGAAGAUGAUGAAGAUUUUAGUGAGUAUGAGUCUCUGAUAGAUUCUUUUAGAUUUGAGAGGGGCCUGAGUUUAUUUUUGGAGAUUCCAAAAGAAACAAUCAAGUAUAUUUAUAACGAUAGACUAGAUAAGCAUAUACAAUUACCAAGUAUCAUAUCUUUUAGGGAUCUUUGUAUGGAAGCUUUUGGAGAGGAGAAUGUAUUGGAGAAAAGGCAGUCUGGAUCUGGUAGAAGAAAGUGGGACAAUAUUAUAAAGGAGAAAUCAUUAACUCAAGAGCCACAAGAAAGGGAUGAUUUUAAGGAAGAGGAAAAUAGAGAUAAUGAAGAAAAGGAAAAUGAGGAAAGUGAAAGGACGUAUGAAGAUAUUACUUCUUUUUUAGAUACGAUUAAGUCAAAUAGUAAACAAGAUUCACAAAAUGUGAGUGAAAAUGUUUUGAGAAAGAGAGUACAUGAAAUGUCUACAAGACUUUCAAAACAAGGAUUGCUAUGCGAUCCAAGGGACUAUUAUUUCAAUCCAAUGACUAUGACAGGAUCUAGUGGAGCUAAUAGAAGCAGGGAGGAUUAUUAUGAUGUAUUUGAUGAUUUUAUUGAUGAUUCAGAGCUGGUAGAUGACUUAGGUUUGUCAUUGGACGAGCUUUAUAAUAGAAAUACAGAAAGGGGAAACCAAGUUGCUGAUCAGGGUGACGAAAAUGUGACGACAACUUCAGUUCAAACUUCAGAGUUAAUCUAUGCCGAUUACUCAAAUCCAACUGUUUUUUCCUGUGAUAAUGACCCACAAAACGACUAUAUUGAUCUUUAUUAUGAAUCAGAAUCAGGCAGCGAAGAUAGUGAAAUCAACGAUGAAACUAGAUACUCAGAUGGUGGCCAAGAUGAAUUGGAUGUAAGGAUAGGUGGGAAUGAUGGUUCACCUAGAAAGAAAAGUCAAUCUUUGCGUGAUAUACUCAAUAAUCCACUAAUUAAGCUUCUUAUUCAAGUACGUACAGACUGCUGGGUUUACUAUUCUCCUAAAAAUAUACAAUCUAACAAGGAUCAAAAUUUAGAGCAGAACAGCCAAUGUUCACUAAAUGGUCAAGCUUCAUCUACUCCAAUGAUUGAUUUUCCCAUAGGUAUUCCUUCUUCCCAGGCAACAGUAGAUCUAACCACUCCAACCGCAAAGACCAACAAGGAAGUAAUUUCUGGUACUUAUUCUUUUCCACAAAGGACUCCUAGAGUGGUUUCAGAUUGGUUCAGGACUCUAAACCAAAAGAUCAAGGAAGUAAUCGAGGCCUAUAACCGCUGUAAAAGCUAUUAUAAUGAAAAGGGGAAUAUAAAGUGUGAAAAGGGUCAUCAAGAUCCUGAUUUGAUGGAUUCUCUUGGAAUACUCAUAAGUAAUAUUGAAAAAGAUCCAAUUUUACUGAGGAUUCCAUCACUAUUCUCAGAUAUCUACUCAAAUCCCGCUGAUGUGGCUCCUUUUGAUUCGAAGCUUAUUAGGAUAAUAUGGGAAGGGCUUAACAUAUGCGUCCCAAUCAACAAUAAAAAAAAACAAUUUAAUCUUUCUCAUAGUUCUUCUGAUUCUUCUACAAUAAUCCAAUUACUUACUAGAUUUGAGUGUUUUCGUACUAAGUGGGCUAGACUAAUUCUUAAUCACAACCAAGAAGCUUUGUAUCAAUUUGAUCUGAAUGCAUUUGAGUCAAUCACAAAUUACCCACCAAUAAAGAACAAAUCUCCAGAAUACGUUCAAAAAAUUUUGAACUCAAUUCAUGAAUACAAUUUACAAAUUAGUAGCUCUAGUAAUAAAGAAAAAGAAGAGAAAUCCGACUCAAAGACUGAUGAAUUAGCAGAUAAUAGUAAUACGCCUAUUUUAAUCACUAGUAAUUCUUAUUUUGAUGAGAUUAAUAUGGAAGACAUCAAGUUGGAGAAUUUAGAAACUUCUCAAACACAAAACGAUGGUUCAAGCGAACAUUUUGAGCCUUCAGACUCAUUGACAAACAUAGAUUUGAUCGACAAUGUAGAAAAUUCUGAAAAGCAAGAUUCACUUAGAGGUGAGGUUUUGGAUAAGUUUAAAUCAGCAAAAAGCAGUGACUCAAGUUCACAGGGAAUUAAGGCAGUCAGCUGUGAUCUUGUGUUUGAUUUUGGAAUUUCUCUUCUUGAGUACAUUCACGGAAUUAAUCGGCUCAGAAUAGUCUACAAAGAUAUGAUAUCUUCUAAUGUUAUGACGAAAUCCGUCCAGAAGGAACAAGAUAACAUUCCAGUGAAUGGCUCUAGAGGACUUGAGCUAAUGAUUAAGGGACAUAUUCUUAAGAGAUUUUCAAAUGUAAGCUUUGAGGGACAGAAGAUAAAAGAUAUUCCCCACAGAUUCUUUCUUAAUCAAAUCAAGCUUCUUCAAAUUAAGUACUCUUACAAGAGUCUUACCAGUAUUUCCGUUCGCAAACCAAAAGUAGAUCCUGAGUCUAAGGUUACAAAAAAGAGGCAAAAAAAAGAUACUAAUAAGGCUAGUGGAGAGCAAUACCCAAACAAUAAUACUAAUGGAAACAACAUAGAAAGUGCCAUAAAGCCCAAAAAGCCCAAAAAAUCUAACAAUAAUUCUUCCAGUGAAAAGCAAAUGGACUAUCUUAACACAAACUCCAAUUCUUUGUCGCACGAGGAGUCAUCGAUGUUAUCUAAUGAUGAGUUUUUUGCCUCCAGUUUACCUGUUACAAUAGAAAAGCCAAAGCAAAAGCCGAGAAAGAGCAAGAGAGCGGCAAUUUCUGAGGAUGACUCUUCUGUAGCUCCUCCGGAGGAAUUGAAAGAAUAUUCCCAAGCUUGCCUUCUUGAAACUCCGAAACUAGAUUCUCAUGAUCCCAAAAUUUCGGCGGGCACUUUGGGUGUUCCUGGCAUUCCAAGUUAUAACACAACCCUACAUGAAGGGAAAAUUGUAGUGAGGGAGUCGUGUGAUCCUGAAAAGAUGGUUUCUCAUACGGUAGAGGAAGAUUUGCCAAUGCAAAGUCUUUAA
Cryptosporidium ubiquitum is the source of this 3105-nucleotide messenger RNA. RefSeq lists its product as uncharacterized. The coding region runs from base 1 to 3105 and encodes 1034 amino acids. The record is from RefSeq and is a predicted model, not a curated record. The transcript has a single exon. NCBI's taxonomy places the organism in Eukaryota, Apicomplexa, Conoidasida, Eucoccidiorida, Cryptosporidiidae.